AGCCAUUUUGGCUCAAGCCUGCCUUGGGCGCCAGGCGGUCGGCAGCGUUGGGUUUGCGCUUCUCGCCUGCUCAGGGAGAAGCGUUAUCCUCUUGCCGCGGCCAUGGCCCAGGCGGUGGCUACGGUCCCGCCCCCGCGGGGGGGCGAGCGCAGGCUGCUGGCGGCGAUGGCGCCGCUCGUGCAGGCCGCGGCGCAUGGGGCAGCGGCUGGAGGCGGCACCCGCCAGGUGGUGGCGGCCGCGGUGGCGGCGGCCAUCCGCACGUGCGCGGAGGUGCUGGCUGAAGGCGAUAGCGACGACGGCGAGUGCGCGAGGAGCUCGCACAGCCGCACCUGCGGCUCCACGUCGCCGCAGGGCGCGACGGGGUGCGGGCCCAGCCCUCUGGGGCCUGCCGCACAUUCCGCCACUGGGCACUCCACGCGGGCUUCGGGGGCGGGGCGGCGGCGGCGCCUGCGACGGCGGCGGAGGCCAAGAGGCGCGUCCGCGGGCAACGCAAGAGAGGCCGUGGCGGCCUGGAGAGGGACCCGCCGCCUGCAGGCGCGCAGGUGCUGGAGGGCAGCAGCGGGGACUCCUUCUCCGAGGACGCGUCGGAGAUGCCGCACGUGCUGGGCGCGAAGUUGGAGAUGGAGGACAUCGAGGGCGCCCCAAACUACAAGGCCACGGACGAGCUGAAGGAGAGGUCCUUGCUUAAGCCAGUGGCGAAGCAGUUGGGGGAGCCGACGGAAAAGGCCAGCGAGUGCGCCCCAGACAGCAAGGCUGAGAAGGUGGGGGUACUGGUCUCGGACGUGAGCGUUGGAGACGUGCUGGGCCUGGAUAACACUCGCUUCUGCAAGGGGAAGUUCCGGUACGACCCCGAGAAGCAGGAGGAGCUGAGGAAGCAGGGCGCGCUGGUCGGGGGCACGGUCGACAACAGCGCGGAGGCUUGCACGCAGGACUGGUUCGUCGGGGAGCUGUCCGUCGAGGUGGGCACGCAGACGGUGGACCAGGUCGAGGGCGAGCAGCAGCAGCACGGCGUCGGCUCCGUCAAGAGCGACGCUGACCGAGUGCCGCCGCUCGCGGCUGGCUGCGGCCGCAGCGGCCCAGGCGGCAAUCCUGAGCGGCGAUCUGGCCGAGGGGCUGCGGUUGCUCGAGGCGGCUCAGGUCUUCGGCCAGGCCGAGUGAGGCGUGCAGUUGCAUUCUGUAUGUAGAUCUGGUCUCGCCUCGGUGGGGGGGUUGGGCGUCUGAGGGGGCUUGGCCCUUCCGCUUGCCCAGGCUCGAUGAGGCCGCCCCGUUUUGGUUUACCACAUGAUCUUUGCAUAUCACACAGCCCGCGUCGUUUUCCCUGCAGAGAGAACCGCUUCCUGCCGCCACCGCCAUUCCCA
This is a messenger RNA of Prorocentrum cordatum, 1358 nucleotides long. Lineage: Eukaryota; Dinophyceae; Prorocentrales; Prorocentraceae. The record is from the annotation of a GenBank genome assembly.